AUGGCGCAAAGCAGUCCUCAGCUUGAUAUGCAGGUUCUCCAUGACCUCCGACAACGUUUCCCUGAGAUUCCAGAGGGUGUGGUGUCUCAGUGCAUGUUACAGAAUAACAACAAUCUGGAAGCCUGUUGCCGAGCCCUUUCCCAGGAGAGUAGCAAAUACUUGUAUAUGGAAUACCAUAGUCCAGAUGACAACAGGAUGAAUAGAAACCGUCUUUUGCAUAUUAACCUGGGUAUUCAUUCUCCUAGUAGCUACCACCCAGGAGAUGGUGUGCAACUUAAUGGCGGUCGAACGCUGGUACAUAGCUCAAGUGAUGGACAUAUUGAUCCACAGCAUGCAGCAGGUAAACAGCUGAUAUGUUUAGUUCAGGAACCACACUCAGCUCCAGCUGUUGUCGCUGCUACUCCCAACUACAAUCCUUUUUUUAUGAAUGAACAGAACAGAAGUGCAGCUACUCCUCCUUCACAGCCACCUCAACAGCCAUCUUCCAUGCAAACAGGAAUGACUCCAUCUGCUAUGCAAGGGCCUUCACCACCACCGCCGCCACCUCCUUCCUACAUGCACAUACCUCGGUAUAGUACCAAUCCAAUUACUGUUACAGUAUCCCAAAACCUCCCUUCUGGACAGACUGUACCAAGAGCUUUACAAAUUCUUCCACAAAUUCCGAGCAAUCUGUAUGGGUCUCCUGGUUCUAUUUAUAUUAGACAGACAUCUCAGAGUUCAUCAGGAAGACAGACUCCUCAGAAUACGCCAUGGCAGUCCUCACCACAGGGCCCAGUGCCUCAUUAUAGCCAGCGUCCUUUACCUGUGUAUCCGCAUCAACAAAACUAUCCACCUUCUCAGUAUUCUCCCAAACAACAGCAGAUCCCUCAACCUGCUUACCAUUCACCACCUCCUUCUCAAUGUCCUUCACCCUUCAGCUCUCCUCAGCAUCAAGUACAACCGUCUCCGUUGGGCCACCCCAGUUCUCAUGUCUUUAUGCCACCUAGUCCUUCAACGACGCCACCCCAUCCAUAUCAACAAGGACCUCCUAGCUAUCAGAAACAGGGAAGCCAUUCGGUAGCCUAUCUCCCAUAUACAACAUCUAGCUUACCCAAAGGAUCCAUGAAGAAGAUAGAAAUUACAGUAGAACCCUCUCAGAGAUCUGGAACAGCCAUGAAUAGGAGUCCUUCACCUAUCAGUAACCAGCCAUCUCCACGGAAUCAGCACUCAUUGUACACAGCCACCACACCACCGUCAAGUUCUCCUUCCAGAGGGAUAUCCAGUCAACCGAAACCUCCGUUUACUGUCAAUCCUGUGUAUAUUACAUAUACACAGCCCACUGGACCUUCUUGUGUUCCAUCACCAUCUCCUCGGAUGAUACCAAACCCAACGACCGUUUUUAAAAUCACUGUAGGCCGAGCCACAACUGAAAAUCUGUUAAAUUUAGUGGACCAAGAAGAACGUUCUGCAGCCCCAGAACCUAUUCAGCCCAUUUCAGUGAUACCAGGCUCUGGGGGAGAAAAGGGAAGCCAUAAAUAUCAGAGAAGUUCCAGUUCUGGAUCUGAUGACUAUGCCUAUACACAAGCCUUGCUGUUACAUCAGCGAGCAAGGAUGGAGAGGUUAGCAAAGCAAUUGAAACUUGAGAAAGAGGAGCUAGAGCGCUUGAAGGCAGAAGUUAAUGGUAUGGAGCAUGACCUGAUGCAGAGGCGGCUCAGAAGGGUCAGCUGCACCACAGCGAUCCCAACGCCUGAGGAAAUGACAAGAUUGAGAAGCAUGAACAGACAACUCCAGAUAAAUGUUGACUGUACACUGAAAGAAGUUGACCUCCUUCAAUCUAGAGGAAACUUUGAUCCAAAAGCUAUGAAUAAUUUUUAUGACAACAUAGAACCUGGUCCGGUUGUACCACCCAAGCCACCUAAAAAAGAGCACCCAGGUGGCUCCAAACAGAGUCCUCGGACACAACCCCGAGAUGAAGACUAUGAAGGAGCUCCAUGGAAUUGUGAUAGCUGCACCUUUCUGAACCACCCCGCACUAAAUCGCUGUGAGCAGUGUGAGAUGCCACGGUACACUUGA
Messenger RNA from Rangifer tarandus platyrhynchus (Svalbard reindeer), 2052 nucleotides. The record is from the annotation of a GenBank genome assembly. NCBI's taxonomy places the organism in Eukaryota, Metazoa, Chordata, Mammalia, Artiodactyla, Cervidae.